AUGCACACAGUUUUAACGCGCGGUAACGCAAUCUUAGCCUACACUCUCAGCGUCCUCGCCUGCCUCACAUUUUGCUGUUUCAUCUCGACAGUGUUUCUUGACUAUCGCACAAAUGUCAAAAUAAAUGCCGUCAAAACUUUAGUCAAGAAUGUGCCAAAUUAUGGCAAUAAUAAGGAAUUGAAUGACUUGGGAUUCAUCACGUUCGAUCUGCAGACAGACUUGAGUGGAUUGUUCAACUGGAAUGUCAAGCAAUUGUUUUUGUAUUUGACGGCUGAGUACAAGACGCAAAAUAAUGAAUUAAAUCAGGUCGUUCUCUGGGACAAAAUCAUCCUUCGAGGUGAAAAUGCCGUUCUCGACUUCAAAAACAUGAACACAAAAUAUUAUUUCUGGGAUGAUGGCAACGGUCUUCGUGCACACAAGAAUGUAACACUCACAUUAAGCUGGAAUAUCAUACCAAAUGCUGGACUUCUGCCGACACUCUUUGGAAUUGGUGAACAUUCAUUUAAAUUCCCAGAACAAUACACAAUGCAGCCUGUGUAA
Messenger RNA from Chironomus riparius, 540 nucleotides. The record is from the annotation of a GenBank genome assembly. Lineage: Eukaryota; Metazoa; Arthropoda; Insecta; Diptera; Chironomidae.